Molecule: messenger RNA, 2479 nt
Organism: Stegodyphus dumicola
Lineage: Eukaryota; Metazoa; Arthropoda; Arachnida; Araneae; Eresidae
Product: patronin-like
Biological process (GO): neuron projection development; negative regulation of microtubule depolymerization; cytoplasmic microtubule organization
Cellular component (GO): microtubule minus-end
Molecular function (GO): calmodulin binding; microtubule minus-end binding; spectrin binding
Source: RefSeq, a predicted model, not a curated record
GAUAAAAAGAGAGCAACAGGAAAAGAAGAAAGAAGAAGAAAAGCUUCGCCGUCAGCUCAUCCUGGAGCAGUAUCGACAGAGAAAGGCUCAGGAAGAGGAAGAUGGAACAUCUGGUGGCUCUUCUAGAGGCAGGGAAGAAACAACUGCUGCAAGUAGAGGUGCAACUAUGACAAGGUCUAAGUCAAGGUCAGCUUCAGUCACAAGACCAAGGCAGAGAAGUGGCCAUUCAUCGAAUAGCCGCAAUCAGAAUGUGUCUUCUCCAUCUUCUCUAGAUUCUCCAGUGGGGAGGGGUUCACAGUAUAACCUUGCAGGUGGAUAUCCAGAUGAAGUAUCCUCCGAGCAUGGGUAUGCACCUUCUCCGUGUCGGACGCGUAAUUAUCCACAUUCUUCCCCUAUAUCGCCAACCUCGUACCCAUCUUCUCCUGGGCCUUUAUUAUCAGGUAUGCUUGGAGGCGGCAGUCGUAAUCGAAGCACGCCAAGUGAUGGCUUGUCCGACAGCAGUUCAACUGUUUCCUCUGCUUGGGCAUCUGAAUAUACAGGGCCAAAACUAUUUGUAAAGCCUUCCACAAAAUCAAAUCGUGGCAUUGUGACUAAUGCUGUGAAUACCGUCCUGGCUGGUGCUGUAAAUUCUGAAACAAAGCGGAAAGUUUUAGAGGAAAUAGAACGUUCUGAAGGAAAACACUUUCUAAUACUAUUUCGAGAUGCUGGCUGCCAAUUCCGGGCUCUUUAUUCGUAUAAUCCUGAAACUGAAGAAGUUAUCAAACUAUAUGGUAUUGGUCCAAGAGUCAUUACCGAUAAAAUGAUGGAUAGAUUUUACAAGUAUAAUUCUGGAGGAAAGUCUUUUACUCAGAUUCAUACAAAGCAUCUUACUGCAACUAUUGACGCCUUCACAAUUCAGAAUAGUUUGUGGCAGGGUAAAAAGACAACAAUGGCCCCUAAGAGAGACUACUACUGACUAGCCACCAUGAAGAAGUGCCAACGUGAUAGUGCGGCCGUCCCUUGCGUUUGAAUGUACUGUAAAUAAUCACUGUAAAGUUCUUUCACUUCCUAUGUUAACAUUCCACUAGCAAAAAAAAAAAAAAAUAUUGCUGGGCUGUGAUUAAAAAACAAUGUAGAGCUAUAUUUAAAUUUGUAGUGAUGAUGUGGAGGUGAUUGGGACUGACUGACUGGCUUGUAAAUUAUUAGUGUGCUUUUUAUAAUUGACAUGUACAGCUUGCUUAUAUCCAGUGGGACUAGCUCAUAAAAAAUGUAUUUUGUUUUUGUUGGCAAAUUUUAUGCUCAAUAUAAAAAAUUCACAUUUUAUUUUUCUCCUAAUAGUGUCAAGUUUUUUAGGGUGUAUGAAAUUUGUUAACAAAUUCAAAUCAAAAUUUCAUGUUCAAUCACUAGAUUCAAUAUCAUGCUCUCACUCAGUCUUGACAGAAUGCAAAUCUAAGCUUGCAUCACUAAUUAAUUUUUAUGUGUGUGUAUAACAUCAGGAUUUUUUUUCCAGCUAUUUUAUAAAUACAUGCAAAUUUUUUAGUUUAAUAAUUGUAACUGUCAAUACUUUUGACGAAAACAUACUAACGAUCUGUUUAUAAAAUAAAAAAUCAACAAGAAAUAAAAUACUAAAUUUAAUACUUUUUACUGCAUCACUCACUUUCUGAUAUAAUGACCACAAAUAUUUAUGUAUCAUACUGAGAAUUUUUAUAUUUUUACAGUUAAUUUUUUUGUGUUACAUAUGCUGAUUUUUUAAACUGAUUUACUGUAAUUGUUUUUACUAAUUUAUUUUAAAAGAUAAUAAAAUAUGCAUGUUUGUUUAAACUUUAUCUGCAUUGCACAGUUCCAACACAUUUCAAUGCACAAAGUAUUAAGCAUGGUUCUUUAAUAUUACAGUUCUUUCAAUUCAAAUCUUCCAACCAAAAAUCAUAUUUCAAAUACACUACAGAAGUUAGCAAAAAAGUUGCCUGGCCUGUAAAUGCUUUAAAAUUUGAACACCUGAAACACUCGUCUUCCAAUUUCGAGACCUAUAUCGGCAGGAUCGAUUUCUUUAGACUUAAGACAGGUGUACUCAUAUUAUUGUUUCUUAAUGCGUACCAUCUGGUAUGGUACGGUAGCAUAAGCCAGAACAAAUGAUUUUCUUAUAAUUUAAAAGUGUCAGUGCUUACUGCUUUUUUUUUUUUUUUUCUUCAAUUUCUAUGUUUUUUGUACAUUCCAAUUUUAUUCAACUCUAAAUGUAUAAGGACUGCAAGUUGCAUGCAUUUGAAUGUAAUGUAUGAGAGAUGCAAUGUGAAGUUCUAUUUACCACUUAAAGAGCUUUGUAAUCAAGUAACAAAUAAAUCUUUCCAACAGCAUUGUACUCAGUUUCUCUUCUAAAUGUUCCCUCAUACUUUUUUCCUAAGUUAUUUAAAUGAACAAAUGUUAUAAUGAUUUUAUAAAUAUUUAUUUUUGGAAUUCUUAUUGUGAACCUGCAUGAUCUGAAUAAAAAAAAAAUUGCAUAAAA